Messenger RNA from Eremomyces bilateralis CBS 781.70, 1920 nucleotides. Its product is annotated as glycoside hydrolase. Gene Ontology annotation, biological process: carbohydrate metabolic process. The record is from RefSeq and is a predicted model, not a curated record. NCBI's taxonomy places the organism in Eukaryota, Fungi, Ascomycota, Dothideomycetes, Eremomycetales, Eremomycetaceae. Gene Ontology annotation, molecular function: hydrolase activity, hydrolyzing O-glycosyl compounds. The transcript has 5 exons. Bases 400 to 1779 code for a protein of 459 amino acids.
CUUGUCACCAGCGGUAUAUGCACAGCGGAACCAACCGAUGACGGACCACACUUGGCUAGGAGCUUGGCCGGACAAGAUGGUUUAGACCAAAGUAAGUGACCUUCAUUGGUUAAUUUCGUAGGUCCGCCAAUGCCCGAUCAUGGUCAGCAGAUUCGUUUGCUUCACUGUUUCGGUCACCAUCCGCUAUUCGGUUGACGAUGGUCCAUUUGGAAUUACCACAUGCUGGCUGGAGGGAUGCCCCCAUUUUCUUUAAAUACGUCGAGUUGCCUGAUUCCGAUUCUCGCUUGGCUUUCAUUUGGAUACUUCUCGGCCCCCAAAUUUUAGUGCUUCAACUCUGCAUCACUCGGCCCGUAUUCGAGGAUACUAGCAAAUCGAGACGUUCGAGAGUUUCAACGCUAAAUGUGGCCCCUAAUAGUGCCUCUGCUCAGCACAUUUCCAGCAGCAACCGGACUCGUAGCCAAAGAUGGUGAGACUGGACGUCUGCCAGCUCUUGGUUGGAAUUCAUGGAAUGCUUUCUUCUGCGACAUCAACGAGAAGAAGUUCCUGGACGCAGCAGAACAGCUCGUCAACCUGGGUUUGAAGGAGGCUGGUUACAAUUAUGUCAAUAUUGACGAUUGUUGGUCCAUCAAGUCCCACCGUGACAACAAUACCGAUCGAAUGAUCCCUGACCCGGAACGCUUCCCAGAGGGCAUUGCUGGGACUGCCAAAAAGAUUCAUGACAUGGGUCUGAAGAUUGGUAUCUACAGUAGUGCUGGUACCCAUACAUGUGCAGGCUACCCAGCGAGCCUGAAUUACGAAAAAGUCGACGCCGAUACAUUCGCAGAGUGGGAAAUUGAUUACUUGAAGUAUGACAACUGUAACGUGCCGGGAGACUGGGCGGAUGAGUGCAACUUUUGCAUACCAGAUUCAACCACUCCCCCACAUGGGCCAUACCCGAAUGGUACCUGUCCAACCCUCCAAAACGAAUGCCCUGCUGGCUAUGAUUGGAGCAAAUCCAAAUCUGCCGAACGUUACCGUCGCAUGCGCGAUGCCCUCGAAGCCACCGACCGCACCAUCCUGUACAGCCUCUGCCAAUGGGGAACAGCGGGCGUGCAAAAAUGGGGCAACGAGACCUCCAUGAGUUGGCGAGCCACUGGUGACAUCACGUGGCCUGGGCUUGUAGCAAAAUGGAGCCGCAUUAUCGAGCUCCUGAACCUCUGCUCCUUCAACCUCGACACCACCGAUUUCUGGGGCCACUCGGACGCAGAUAUGUUGGAGGUCGGCAAUGGCGACCUCACGCCCGCGGAGACGCGCUCGCAUUUCGCACUGUGGGCCGCGAUGAAGUCGCCCCUGCUCAUCGGCACCGACCUCAAGAAGAUCUCCUCGGGGAAUGUCGAGAUCUUGAAGAACAAAUACCUCCUUGCGUUCAAUCAGGACCCAGUCAUCGGGAAGCCGGCGACCCCGUACAAGUGGGGGACGAACCCGGAUCACACGUUCAAUGCGACGUGGCCGGCGGAGUAUUGGUCCGGAGAGUCCAAUGACGGGAUUUUGGUCCUCAUGUCGAAUUGGGGAGAGAGCGCGGCCAAGCGGUCCGCUGUCUGGAGCGAGGUGCCUAGGUUGGAGAAGGACGCGAGCUACAAGCUAACUGAUGUGUGGACUGGGAACGACCUUGGUUGCCAUUUCGGUGACUAUAGCGUCGAGGUCGGACCGCAUGAUACGGCGGCAUUUUUGAUUAGUGGGAAAUGUACUCGGAGGGGGAUGUUAGGACAGCGGACGGCGUGGAGAGAUUGGACUGCGUAGUGUGUCUGCGGAUGGUCCCAUGAAUUGCUAGGUCAAUAAUAACAUCCUUUCUAACUAAGUUAGUAGCCAAACUCGGGCCCUAGGACCCGACUCUUGCUCAGGUCAUUGGCAAUAGCAUCCUCUAUAUUUUCAUAACAUGGC